Molecule: messenger RNA, 390 nt
Organism: Acomys russatus (golden spiny mouse)
Lineage: Eukaryota; Metazoa; Chordata; Mammalia; Rodentia; Muridae
Product: cytochrome c oxidase subunit 7A2, mitochondrial-like
Exons: 1
Coding region: 18-269 (83 amino acids)
Biological process (GO): regulation of oxidative phosphorylation; mitochondrial respirasome assembly; mitochondrial electron transport, cytochrome c to oxygen
Source: RefSeq, a predicted model, not a curated record
GCAACAAUUGAGCCAAGAUGUUGCGGAAUCUACUUGCCCUUCGACAGAUUGCCCAGAGGACUAUCAGCACCACUUCACGAAGGCAUUUUGAAAACAAGGUUCUGGAGAAACAGAAGUUGUUUCAGGAGGAUAAUGGGAUCCCAGUACAUCUGAAGGGCGGGGCGUCUGAUGGCCUCCUCUACAGACUCACAAUGGCUCUGACAGUCGGUGGAACGGUCUAUGCCAUCUAUCAGUUAGCUAUGGCUGCAUUUCCCAAGAAGCAGAACUGACGUCAUCGUCCCAGCCUUCACAUGGUUCAGUUCCAUCCAGCGCACAGUGGAUCAGGCAUCUAAUGAGUAACUGAGCUCUUCUUUGAGGAUCAAUAUUUAUUAACGUGUACUAACUGCCACC